Messenger RNA from Setaria italica (foxtail millet), 333 nucleotides. RefSeq lists its product as uncharacterized. Lineage: Eukaryota; Viridiplantae; Streptophyta; Magnoliopsida; Poales; Poaceae. The transcript has a single exon. The record is from RefSeq and is a predicted model, not a curated record. Bases 1 to 333 code for a protein of 110 amino acids.
AUGGCCAACUGCAAGCCGGCAUCGACACCGGCUGACACCAGCACAAAGGCGUCCAACUCUGAAGGGAACCUAAUCUUCGACGCCUUGUGGUACCGGAGUAUGGCUGGCGCUCUCCAAUACCUCACGCUCACACGACCUGACAUAGCCUACGCCAUCCAACAGGUCUGUUUGCAUAUGCACGCCCCUCGCACUUGCCACGCCAACAUUCUGAAGCAUGUUCUUCGGUACCUCAAGGGCACCAUUGGUUUCGGUCUUCACCUGCUCGCCACGGCUACGCUGUCGUUGCUUGCCUACACCGACACCGAUUGGGCUGGCUGCCCAGACACUCACUAG